AUGAUUAAGCGACUGAUGGACAGCGAAGACGCGGCCAUCGAUUCGAUGAAACGAUGGGAGGAAAACAAGUUGUGGGAUAUUAUACUCUUUCCGCUCUCACCCUUUGUUAGACCACUACUGCCUUACGGAGACAUCAAUUUAUCACGUUUUGUCGAUAACAUGGACGCAGACGUGUUGAUCAAGCCGCGCUCUGCCUUUGAAUUCAUCGACUGUUGGGAUAGUAUUAUAUAUCUUUCAGUCGUAUUGUCUUUGAUAUCAAUUGGAGUGAUGUUUGGUCUGAGGUAUCGAUCGGUCACUCGAUGUCUACAAACCAUUUGGACAUUUUCGGCGGUCAUUCUCUCCGAUACUUUCCAUUUGAAAAUAGUUGAGACAUGUAUUGAUCGCAUGUUUGCCGGCAUUUGGCUAUUGGUUUGUACGCUAUUAUUAUCGCUAUAUUCGGGCGAUUUGUACGACACUCUUAUGAGGGGUCAGUCGUACCAUAAGUUGGAAAACAAAUACCAAUUAUAUACUGAUCCGAAUUAUAAGGAUAGCCAGAUAUGGCUCUAUAACUCGGAUGUCAUUGAAUACAUUGUUAGCAAUGAUAACGAAAUGACCGCCAGUUUGAUUGAACGCAUCAAAGCUUACGGAUGGUUAGAGACCGCAACCGACCCAUUGAUUCAAUUAAACAUUGUGUUAACCGUAUUGGAAGAGAAGCACGUAUUGGCUGUACCCAAGUUUGGUGCUUAUUAUAUGCUUAAUACAGUCCUGAAAUACUUUCCCCGUUUACCAAUGCAUGAGUUAUAUAAACACUAUUACGACGGGUAUAUGUCUGGAGGUAUGGCUGGUGUCGGGCUAUAUGUGUCCGAUUCGUCCAACAAUACAAUGCUUUACAAAAUGGGAAUUAAUGCUCAAACAUUAGAUCAGAAUUUUACCAACAAUUUUGAUAAAAUAUUAUGUGGUCUUCAAGAGAGCGGUGUCUAUGACAAUGAAGUGAAGCGAUCGCUGAAACCCAAUGGAUAUGAGGCCGACAUCACAGACCAACCGAAGCCAACACUAGUUAUCCCUUCCGUAAACAUCACUGACUUGAGGGGCCUAACCUAA
Molecule: messenger RNA, 1080 nt
Organism: Medioppia subpectinata
Lineage: Eukaryota; Metazoa; Arthropoda; Arachnida; Sarcoptiformes; Oppiidae
Source: the annotation of a GenBank genome assembly